Messenger RNA from Lemur catta (Ring-tailed lemur), 5863 nucleotides. It is a transcript of the gene ADGRL3, whose product is annotated as adhesion G protein-coupled receptor L3. The record is from RefSeq and is a predicted model, not a curated record. Gene Ontology annotation, molecular function: carbohydrate binding; G protein-coupled receptor activity. NCBI's taxonomy places the organism in Eukaryota, Metazoa, Chordata, Mammalia, Primates, Lemuridae. Gene Ontology annotation, biological process: adenylate cyclase-activating G protein-coupled receptor signaling pathway; brain development; cell surface receptor signaling pathway. Bases 31 to 4320 code for a protein of 1429 amino acids. Gene Ontology annotation, cellular component: membrane; axon; cell-cell junction. The transcript is spliced from 20 exons.
CUGGCAGCUUUCAGCCGUGCCCCCAUUCCGAUGGCCGUGGUCCGCAGAGAGCUCUCCUGUGAGAGCUACCCCAUAGAGCUCCGCUGUCCAGGGACAGACGUCAUCAUGAUUGAAAGUGCCAACUAUGGGAGGACUGAUGACAAAAUUUGUGACUCGGACCCCGCUCAGAUGGAGAAUAUCCGAUGUUAUCUGCCAGAUGCCUAUAAGAUUAUGUCUCAAAGAUGCAAUAACAGAACCCAGUGUGCAGUGGUGGCAGGUCCUGAUGUUUUUCCAGACCCGUGUCCAGGAACCUAUAAAUACCUUGAAGUACAGUAUGAAUGUGUCCCUUACAUUUUUCUUUGUCCUGGACUACUAAAAGGAGUAUACCAGAGUGAACAUUUGUUUGAGUCCGACCACCAAUCUGGGGCAUGGUGCAAAGAUCCUCUACAGGCUUCUGACAAGAUUUACUAUAUGCCCUGGACCCCCUACAGGACGGAUACCCUGACUGAGUAUUCCUCCAAGGAUGACUUCAUUGCUGGAAGGCCAACUACCACCUACAAGCUCCCUCACAGGGUGGACGGCACGGGAUUUGUAGUGUAUGACGGAGCUUUGUUCUUCAACAAAGAGCGCACCAGGAACAUAGUGAAGUUUGAUUUGCGGACUAGGAUAAAGAGUGGAGAAGCUAUCAUAGCAAAUGCUAAUUACCACGACACCUCCCCUUACCGAUGGGGAGGCAAAUCUGACAUAGACCUGGCAGUGGAUGAGAAUGGGCUAUGGGUAAUCUAUGCAACAGAACAAAACAAUGGUAAAAUUGUCAUUAGUCAAUUGAACCCUUACACUCUACGGAUCGAAGGGACAUGGGAUACUGCGUAUGAUAAAAGGUCAGCUUCCAAUGCGUUUAUGAUUUGUGGGAUUCUGUAUGUGGUCAAAUCUGUAUAUGAGGAUGAUGACAAUGAGGCCACUGGGAAUAAGAUUGACUACAUUUACAAUACAGACCAAAGCAAGGAUAGUUUGGUGGAUGUACCCUUUCCAAAUUCAUACCAGUACAUUGCAGCUGUGGAUUACAACCCCAGGGACAACCUACUUUAUGUGUGGAAUAACUAUCACGUCGUGAAAUAUUCUUUGGACUUUGGACCUCUGGAUAGUAGAUCAGGGCAGGCACAUCAUGGACAAGUUUCAUACAUUUCUCCACCAAUUCACCUUGACUCUGAGCUAGAGAGACCCUCUGUUAGAGAAAUCUCUACCACAGGACCUCUUGGCAUGGGAAGCACGGCCACCAGUACCACCCUCCGGACCACAGCGUGGAGCCCAGGCAGGAGUACGACCCCCUCAGUGUCAGGAAGAAGAAACCGGAGCACCAGCACCCCGUCCCCAGCCGUCGAGGUACUUGACGACAUGACCACCCACCUUCCGUCAGCAUCGUCCCAAGCCCCAGGGCUCGAAGAGAGCUGUGAGGCUGUGGAAGCCCGAGAAAUCAUGUGGUUUAAGACCCGUCAAGGACAGAUAGCAAAGCAGCCGUGCCCUGCAGGAACUAUUGGUGUAUCAACUUAUCUAUGCCUUGCUCCUGAUGGAAUCUGGGAUCCCCAAGGACCAGAUCUCAGCAACUGUUCUUCUCCUUGGGUCAAUCACAUAACGCAGAAGUUGAAAUCUGGAGAGACAGCUGCCAACAUUGCUAGAGAGCUGGCUGAACAGACAAGAAACCAUUUGAAUGCAGGGGACAUCACUUACUCUGUGCGGGCCAUGGAUCAGCUGGUAGGCCUCCUGGACGUCCAGCUCCGGAACCUGACCCCAGGAGGAAAAGAUAGUGCUGCCCGCAGUUUGAACAAGCUUCAGAAAAGAGAGCGCUCUUGCAGAGCCUAUGUCCAGGCAAUGGUCGAGACAGUUAACAACCUCCUCCAGCCGCAAGCUCUGAAUGCAUGGAGAGACCUGACUGCAAGUGAUCAACUACGUGCAGCCACCAUGUUGCUUGAUACUGUGGAGGAAAGUGCUUUUGUGCUGGCUGACAACCUUUUGAAGACUGACAUUGUCAGGGAGAACACAGACAAUAUUAAAUUGGAAGUUGCAAGGCUAAGCACGGAAGGAAACUUAGAAGACCUAAAAUUUCCAGAAAACAUGGGCCAUGGAAGCACUAUCCAGCUUUCUGCAAAUACUUUAAAGCAAAAUGGCCGAAAUGGAGAAAUCAGAGUGGCCUUUGUCCUAUAUGACAAUUUGGGUCCUUAUUUGUCCACGGAGAAUGCUAGUAUGAAGUUGGGAACAGAAGCUAUGUCCACAAAUCAUUCUGUUAUCGUCAAUUCCCCCGUGAUUACAGCAGCAAUAAAUAAAGAGUUCAGUAAUAAGGUGUAUUUGGCUGAUCCUGUGGUGUUUACUGUUAAACAUAUCAAGCAGUCAGAGGAAAAUUUCAACCCUAACUGUUCAUUUUGGAGCUAUUCCAAGCGCACAAUGACGGGUUACUGGUCAACGCAAGGCUGUCGGCUCCUGACAACAAACAAGACACAUACUACAUGCUCUUGUAACCAUCUAACAAAUUUUGCAGUGCUGAUGGCACAUGUGGAAGUUAAGCACAGUGAUGCGGUCCAUGACCUUCUUCUGGAUGUGAUCACGUGGGUUGGAAUUUUGCUGUCCCUUGUUUGUCUCCUGAUUUGCAUCUUCACAUUUUGCUUUUUCCGCGGGCUCCAGAGUGACCGUAACACCAUCCACAAGAACCUCUGCAUCAGCCUGUUUGUAGCAGAGCUGCUCUUCCUGAUUGGGAUCAACCGAACUGACCAACCCAUUGCCUGUGCUGUUUUUGCUGCCCUCUUACAUUUCUUCUUCUUGGCUGCCUUCACCUGGAUGUUCCUGGAGGGAGUGCAGCUCUAUAUCAUGCUGGUGGAAGUUUUUGAGAGUGAACAUUCACGUAGGAAAUACUUUUAUCUGGUCGGUUAUGGGAUGCCUGCACUCAUUGUGGCUGUGUCGGCUGCAGUAGACUACAGGAGUUAUGGAACAGAUAAAGUAUGUUGGCUCCGACUUGACACCUACUUCAUUUGGAGUUUUAUAGGACCAGCGACCUUGAUAAUUAUGCUUAAUGUAAUCUUCCUUGGGAUUGCUUUGUAUAAAAUGUUUCAUCAUACUGCCAUACUGAAACCUGAAUCAGGCUGUCUUGAUAAUAUCAAGUCAUGGGUUAUAGGUGCAAUAGCUCUUCUCUGCCUGUUAGGACUGACCUGGGCCUUUGGACUCAUGUAUAUUAAUGAAAGCACAGUCAUCAUGGCGUAUCUCUUCACCAUUUUCAAUUCUCUACAGGGAAUGUUUAUAUUCAUUUUCCAUUGUGUCCUACAGAAGAAGGUACGAAAAGAGUAUGGGAAAUGCCUUCGAACACAUUGCUGUAGUGGCAAAAGUACAGAGAGUUCCAUUGGUUCAGGGAAAACAUCUGGUUCCCGAACUCCUGGGCGCUACUCUACAGGUUCACAGAGCCGAAUCCGUAGAAUGUGGAAUGACACGGUCCGAAAGCAGUCAGAGUCUUCCUUUAUUACUGGAGAUAUAAACAGUUCAGCGUCACUCAACAGAGAGGGGCUUCUGAACAAUGCCAGGGAUACAAGUGUCAUGGAUACUCUACCACUGAAUGGUAACCAUGGCAAUAGUUACAGCAUUGCCAGCAGCGAAUACCUGAGCAACUGUGUGCAAAUCAUAGACCGUGGCUAUAACCAUAAUGAGACCGCGCUAGAGAAAAAGAUUCUGAAGGAACUCACUUCCAACUAUAUCCCUUCUUACCUGAACAACCACGAGCGUUCCAGCGAACAGAACCGGAAUCUGAUGAACAAGCUGGUGAAUAACCUCGGCAGUGGGAGUGAAGAUGACGCCAUUGUCCUGGAUGACGCCACCUCCUUUAACCAUGAGGAGAGUCUGGGCCUGGAACUCAUUCAUGAGGAAUCGGAUGCUCCUUUGCUGCCCCCCAGAGUUUACUCCACAGAGAACCACCAGCCACAUCAUUAUACCAGAAGGCGGAUCCCCCAAGACCACAGUGAGAGCUUUUUCCCUUUGCUAACCAACGAGCACACAGAAGAUCUCCAGUCACCCCACAGGGACUCUCUGUAUACCAGCAUGCCGGCACUGGCUGGUGUGGCCGCCACAGAGAGUGUUACCACCAGCACCCAGACCGAACCCCCACCGGCCAAAUGUGGUGAUGCCGAAGAUGUUUACUACAAAAGCAUGCCAAACCUAGGCUCCAGAAACCACAUCCAUCAGCUGCACACUUACUACCAGCUAGGGCGUGGCAGCAGUGAUGGAUUUAUAGUUCCUCCAAACAAAGAUGGGACCCCUCCGGAGGGAAGUUCAAAAGGACCUGCUCAUUUGGUCACUAGUCUAUAGAAGAUGACACAAAAAUUGAAACCAACAAAACCGCUAACACCUUGUUGACAUAAGCAGUGGUAAUAAUGUGUGUACUCCUAAAUCUUUAUGCUGUGCUCAAAAGACAAACACAAACUCUCAGACUUUUUUUUUUUUUUUAAUGGGAUUUUUAGGUCAGCCCAGGGGAGAAAGAUAACUGCUGAAAGUCCCCUGUGCCCCAUCCUUUCCUGUCCUUUCCCCCUGAGAUGGAGACUUCAUUAUGUUAAUGAACGAGAUAUGAAGAAAAUGGCACUCAUUGUGGCCUUGUUGAAUUAUGUUGUGUUUGUUUUAACAUCUCUGAUGCUCUGUUACUAUAAUUACAAGGACCUGCUUUUUAAAAGGCCAAAACAAUUGUUUGAAUUUAGUAACAAUGCUGCAUCUAGAUUGGAGUGCUGCACAAGCAAACAUAAAAGCAAAGCAAAACUGUAUCACAUAGUGGUUUUCUGUCACUUACAACCUGAAUUCACUACAGCUGGAAUAGCUGUGGAAAACAAAACAACAAAAUUAAUAAUGAAAUGGAGGGGAAUUCCAGAAUUAUAUGCUAAAUGCAUAUUUUAUGAUUUGCUGUAUUAACUGAUGAUAAAACUAAUGGCAGAAAAAAAUUGAACAAUUUCUAUGUAAUGUACAGAUACUAGCAUUGCACAUAUAGUCUGCUUUCUGUUCCUCCAGAAUUUGAGUCCUGUUAAUGUAGUGGAAAAAAAAAGUUGUUUUCUUUUUCUUUUGUGCUGGUCUUGCAAGUUUGUCUACCAGUAAGAGAGCAAACUUACCUUCCUUUCUUCUUUCUUUUCUUUUUUCCUUAUCUCUCUCUCUUUUUUCUUUCUUUUUUGGCCUCUUUUUUUCCUUUAAAGUUUUGCCUGGCAAAAAAUAAAUAAAUAAAUAAGCAAAACUAUCACUUUAUAAGAAUCAUUUUCUAGUAAUGCAAACAAAUUAUUUUUUACAAAAAAUAAAAUAAAUAAAAUUAGACUUCCUUCCCUCACUAUAUAUCUUUAUUUAGUCAGAAUAUUUCCAACAGCAUUUUUACAAAUUAGAGCAGGACAAAACUUUUAUGUUUACAGGGCACCCCUGUUGUACUGCAAGGCAUAUUUGGCAAGCAGUUCAUCACCAAGACAGUAGCUAAGAUUCUAGAAGUCAAGAGGUGUCUAGAACUAGUGGGGCUUCUGCAUGUGAAAAACGGUAUUCCAUAGGCAUUAAAGUGCUGAAUGCUCGGUCUGAUCCCCAAGUGGGCACCCGCACUACCAAUUUUUAGAGGAAAUUCACUCCCUCAUAGUAAGAAUUGAAAGGUCAAAUUAUUUUGAAGUGAUUUUUUUUUUAAAAGUCUUCUUUUUAUUAACAGGAAAACUUAUUUAUUUGACAGGAUUUUAAGUAAUGUAGGAGUACAAGAGGUAAAUUAGCAGCACAUAUAAUUUUUUUUAAAUUUAUGAUCCAUUUUGUAUGGUCUCAAAGUUGGAUGACCUCAUUACUAAUAUUUGUUGUAAAAGUGAAACUUGUUUGCCAACCAAUAAACAACUGAUUGAGAUUUAGAAUA